Numida meleagris (helmeted guineafowl) is the source of this 2540-nucleotide messenger RNA. It is a transcript of the gene FOXA1, whose product is annotated as forkhead box A1. Gene Ontology annotation, biological process: cell differentiation; regulation of transcription by RNA polymerase II; anatomical structure morphogenesis. The record is from RefSeq and is a predicted model, not a curated record. The coding region runs from base 61 to 1389 and encodes 442 amino acids. NCBI's taxonomy places the organism in Eukaryota, Metazoa, Chordata, Aves, Galliformes, Numididae. Gene Ontology annotation, molecular function: protein domain specific binding; transcription factor binding; RNA polymerase II cis-regulatory region sequence-specific DNA binding. The transcript is spliced from 2 exons.
GCCUCCCGUCGCUCGCUUGCAAGAGGGCUGGAUGGUUACACCGGGCAGGUUGGUUCCAUAAUGUUAGGGACUGUGAAAAUGGAAGGGCAUGAGACCAGCGACUGGAACAGCUACUACACCGACACGCAGGAGGCCUAUUCCUCGGUGCCCGUGAGCAACAUGAACUCGGGGCUGGGCUCCAUGAACACCAUGAACACCUACAUGAGUAUGAACACCAUGACGACCAGCGGCAACAUGACCUCCGGCUCCUUCAACAUGUCCUACGCCAACACGGGGCUGGGAGCCGGGCUGAGCCCCGGCGCGGUGGCCGCCAUGCCGACGGGCUCUGCGGGCUCAGUGAACGGGAUGGCGGCCGGCGUGGCGGCCAUGGGCGCGGCGCUGAGCCCCGGCGGGCUGGGCGCCAUGUCGGGGCAGCCGGCCGCCAUGAACGGGCUGGGCCCCUACGGCGGCAUGAACCCCUGCGUCAGCCCCAUGGCCUACUCGCAGUCCAACCUCGGCCGCACGCGGGACGCCAAGAGCUUCAAGCGGAGCUACCCGCACGCCAAGCCGCCCUACUCGUACAUCUCGCUCAUCACCAUGGCCAUCCAGCAGGCGCCCAGCAAGAUGCUGACGCUGAGCGAGAUCUACCAGUGGAUCAUGGACCUCUUCCCCUACUACCGGCAGAACCAGCAGCGCUGGCAGAACAGCAUCCGCCACUCGCUCUCCUUCAACGACUGCUUCGUCAAGGUGGCCCGCUCCCCCGAUAAGCCCGGCAAGGGCUCCUACUGGACCCUGCACCCUGACUCCGGCAACAUGUUCGAGAACGGCUGCUACCUCCGCCGCCAGAAGCGCUUCAAGUGCGAGAAGCCGGCGGGCGGCAAGGCCCCGUCGGAGGGCCGCAAGGACCAGACGUCCGCCUCGGGCUCCGGCUCUCCCCUGCCCCGCGCCCACGGCAAAACGGCGCCGCCCGACGCCGCCGCCCCCCUGCCCGGCCCCAACCCGGACGCCAGCCCCCAGCCCAUGGACCACAGCGGCCCGAACGCCGAGCUGAAGCCCUCGGCCCCGGCCGCCGCCUCCUCGCUCGGCUCCGUGCCCGCCCUGGCCUCCGUCCCGCACCCCCCGCACUCCCUGGCCCACGAACCCCAGCUGCACCUCAAAGGGGACCCCCACUACUCCUUCAACCACCCGUUCUCCAUCAACAACCUCAUGUCCUCCUCGGAGCAGCAGCACAAGCUGGACUUCAAAGCCUACGAGCAGGCGCUGCAGUACUCCUCGUACGGGGCUGCCAUCCCCAGCGGGCUGCCCCUGGGCAGCGGCUCCAUGGCGGCCCGCGGCAGCAUCGAGCCCUCGGCGCUGGAGCCCUCCUACUACCAGGGGGUGUACUCCAGACCCGUGCUCAACACCUCGUAGCUCGCUGUCUUGGGGCGCACGCCGUGCACAGGACUGUUACUUCCCGAUGGCCGUGCGCUAUCCCUGUCCCGCAGCCCCCCCGCUGUACAUAUCCCCCGCACCCCAUAGGGUGUCAUUGAAAAGGAGAAAAAUGGGUGAGCUUGUAAACUACUCGUUGUGCUUUCCGCCCCCCGCCCCGCUCUAUAAUCUCAUGUAAGUUUACAGGUAUGUGGCAAUACUUUACCAAUACGGAGAUGAAGAAGCGAGUAGAGGUUUAAGGCUUUUUUUUUUUUUUUUUUUUUUUUUAAUUAAAAAGGCUUUGAAGGACAAUACUGCUGUGAAGUAGCAACACACUAAGAGAAUCUCUAAGCAACAAGAGGACUGUUUGCUCUCUCGGAUCAUCCUUUUGAUACUUGCAAAACAAACCUCCGGCUCGGACAGCCGCACCCCGCACCCGGCCCAGCUGCAGCCCGGGGACGGGACAGAUUCCCCCUCUCCCCCCCCAUUUUUUUUCCAAGUGUUACCUGUCUUGGGAUGUAAUAUAACGUUACAAGAGGUCACAGCCAGUUGGAUUUUUUUCCUUCCCAUCUGUUACUGAAGGUUCUCGUUCCUCAGGCACUCUCGCCGACGUGUGGAUGACAUGCUUAUUUAAUUUAACGUCUCUUCGUCGCGUACCAGCGGAGCUUUGGACUGAAAACAAGGUUAUCCCCUUCCCGGGAGGCGCUGACCCUCACACCAGCGCCAGGAACAGAGGAGAGCCCUUCCUCUCCCCUUUCCCACCUCGUUCAAUACAUUACACACCCAUCAUUUUUGUGGCCGUUUAAUUAUCGCCGUCAUUAGCUUGUUUCAUCCAGUGUUAAUGCACUUUCCACAGUUUUACACGGUGUUAGCAUAGCCAGACGGGUUUUAUUAUUAUUCCUGUUCGCUGUCUCAAUGUCCUUAAUUUAUUGCAUGGUUUAUAUUUUUUUUUCUUUCUUUACAGCUGGAAAUUGCUUUAAAUGACAGUAAAAAGAAUUACACGUGAAUUUAAGAAUUUUUGUUAAUUUUAUAAAUGUGAUUGUAAUUGAAAAAAUAUUUUGAUUUAAAACGAUAACUGAGAAUUUAACGCGUGAAGUAUGGUUUUUGAUCAUUUGCAGUUAAGGACUUUAAAUAAAUCAAAUGUUAACAAUGAA